Messenger RNA from Juglans regia (Persian walnut), 760 nucleotides. RefSeq lists its product as uncharacterized. The record is from RefSeq and is a predicted model, not a curated record. Lineage: Eukaryota; Viridiplantae; Streptophyta; Magnoliopsida; Fagales; Juglandaceae. The transcript is spliced from 2 exons. Bases 203 to 541 code for a protein of 112 amino acids.
ACUAGGCCCAAAUCCUCUUCGUUGAAAAAUCAACCAAACCCGGAUCACAUCUUUGGGUUAAUCACUGAUUACGAAUUUCCGAAGCACCCCAAAAGUCAAGAUUCUGAUUUGGGUAUUUAAUCUUGAUAAGGAUUAUCAAGAUAGAGGUUUGGGAGAUAAUUUUAUAUUUUUCGAAUUGGGUUUGUUUUGUUUCCUGCAAGACAUGAAUUUUAGGAACUUAGACGAGUUCUGGGCCUUCUAUGUAAAUCAGCACUCCAAACCAUCCACGAGGCGUUGGCAUUUUGUGGGCACCCUUAUUGGUAUAUUCUUCUUGCUUUGCUCAGUGGUCUUUAGCUGGUGGCUCUUGUUCUUUGUUCCAUUCUUCGGGUAUGGAUUGGCGUGGUACAGUAAUUUCUUCAUCGAAGGGAAUAUCCCGACAACGUUCGGGCAUCCAGUUUGGUCCCUGGUGUGUGAUUUGAAGAUGUUUGGAUUGAUGCUUACUGGGAAAAUGGAUAAGGAGAUCAAGAGGCUUGGAAAGAGGCCUGUGUUGCAGCCUUUUUAAAUUGUUUUUUUGGUUACCCGUUUGCCAAGCUGGUGCCUGUUUGUAAGUGGUGAGCAACAUGCAUUGCAGGAAUAACAUCAGCCACGCCACAGUUCCAAUGUUGUUUAUUUAUAGAUUCCCUUGCUGAUUCCAGCACCGGUUUUAAACUGAACUGUGAAGUGCAUUGGGUUGCUUUGCGUAAGAUCUUUUUAGUCGAAUAAAUUUCAUAAAUAUUUUCUA